AGAAACAGAACAUAGAUUCAAAGCAAACGAAGCAGAGAGAGAAGAGAGGAGAGAAACUCAGUUUCCUCUACCUCAGAGUUGACUAAAUUUCCUUCUAAACACGGAAUAGAAGAAUCAAGGAGGAACAAAGAGUCAGUCAAGUAACUUCAUCCAUCUCUUCCUCUCUCUUUCCUAUUUUUAUUUCUUUCGCCGUAAGAUUUGUGCCACACGAAGCAUUUCUCACUUCUGACAAUUCUCUCUCACAAUUUCCUCACAGCCACUGCUAUUUUGUCGGUUGCAAGCUGCUGAAGAAACUGAAUAUCUCAUUCGAUCUACCCGGAAAAUUAAGGUGAUUGGAGAUAGCAAGAAUUCUGGAUAGAUUUGUGUUUUUGGUGUCAUUGUUGUGUGUGGAUGAAUGAGUUGAGCUUGACAUCUACAAUUAUUUGGAGCGAGUUCCAUUUUUAGUAAGAUGACUGAACAACCUCGGAUAGUUAGGUGUCCCAAAUGCGGGCAAUUGCUUCAAGAGUAUUCACACUUUACGUUAUAUAUGUGCGGAGGAUGCUAUACAACUCUUGAAGCCAAGAAACGAAAAAAGGAGGCUGCCAAUCCUGAAUCCUGCAGACGUGAAACUGAUGCAGCUCCUAAAAACGUGGUGAAUCUUGUUUCAGAAGAUAAAGGAUGCAGCAAAGUAGAGCAGCCUGCUCUUCCUCAUGAGAAUGUGCUGAGGAAAAAAACAACUAACUCGUCCUCAGAAGAAUGCUCUUUGAAGGGAGGUGAUGGCGGCAAUCAAAUUGAAAAUGGGGAAUGCAAUAACAGGCAGUUAAUUCUUCAGGAGAAUGCUGAUAGUACAAGAAGAACUAGUUCUUUCUCAGGAGAAUGCUCUUUGGGUGGGGAUAGUGGAAGUAAUCAAAAUGAAAAUGGGGAAUGCGAUGCAAACCAAUUAGUUCUUCCUCAGGAGGAAAUUGUGAUGACAGAAAGAAAUAAUUCUUCCUCAGGGCACUGUUCUUUGAAUAUAAAUGUUGUAAGGGAUCAAAGUGAGGGUGGGGAAUGUGAUGAAAAGCAACUGCCUCUUCCUCAACAGACUCUUCUGAGGGAAGAGUCAACUAUUUCUUCCUCAGCAGAACAUUCUUCGGAUGUCAAUGAAAAUGGAGACCUCAAUAGAAAGCAGCUAGGUCUUCCUCAGGAGAAAGUUCAGAUGACAAAAUCGACUAGUUCUUCAUCAGGAGAAUAUUCUUUGGAUGUAAACGACCGCAAGGAUCAAAACAGAAAUGAGGUAUGCAAUGGAAAGAAGCUAGUUCUUCCAAAUGGGUCAAAAGCAACUAGUUUUUCUUCAAGAUCUUUGGAUCAAAAUGGCAAUGAGGAUCAAGAUGGUAAGGGGGAGUGCAACAGAGAGCAGAUAGAUCUUCCCCAUGAGAACAAUAAGAUAACAGAAUCAACAAGUUUUCCCUCAGGUGAAUGCUCGUUGGAUGAAAUUCGUGGAAAAGAUCAAAAUGAAAACGGGGAGUUCAAUGUGGCUUUCAGUCUAUCAGAUGAAGAGAUGGAAAAGGAGAUGAAUAUCGAUAAACUGUCACAUGCUAGAUUCAAGCAGCAUAAAAUAUCCAACAAUGGCUGUCCUACUGAGCUAACAGAGACAAAGAUUGAGGCCUCAUCAAUGAUGGGAGGAGAGAGUUCAGCAGAAGAGACAACUGAUGCCCACUUGCGAUUAGCAAGAGCAGCAAGGUCACAUAAUAGAAACUUGGCAUUUCAGGAAGCAAAAGAGCAGUUAAUCAGUACUUCAGGUGGAGUAGAUGCCAACAAUGACAAAUCCACUAAAAUAGAACUGAAAACUGAAGUGGGAGUUACUAGAAGCGAUGAUACUGCCAAAAGUUUAACAGAAGAUAACUCAGCAUUGGGUAAGGGGAGUACGUCGGGUGAUCCUGUAUCUUCUCAUGAUAAACAAAUGAAGCAAGGUCUGGAGCCUAAACCAUAUACUUCUGAUAACACAGAAGCAAUCAAUCAGAGUUCAGAGAUUAGUGGUGAUCUUGGAGAAUUGUCUAAAUCCCCAACCACAAAAAGCUGCCAUGCUUAUGAUGGCAGUGCCUCUUCUUAUGAUGAAAUGGAUAAGCAAUUCCCUGACCGACAUUUGAAACCUUUUGAGAACAAUAACGAUGCGGCUAAUCUCAUUUCUAAGGGAAGGCAUAGAAGGGGGAAAGGCCCUAUCAAUAGCAUGAAUAUUCCACCUGAUUUGCCCAGGGGAAAGCAUCAUGUCAUGAAAGACACCAAAAGGAGUCAAUACGAAGUGCUAGAGACUACAAGGCAUGACCGUGCAGUUCGUCAUCGAAUGAGAGCAGGGACAGAGCAUCAUCCACCUCGGAUGCCUUACCAUCGAAGUGGUUCACAAUCUAGCUAUGGAAGUGUCAUCCCAUCAAAUCAAGUACCUGAUGAUGAGCACUAUUUCAGUAGCUCAAGCUUUCAUUUCACAUGA
Messenger RNA from Neltuma alba, 2443 nucleotides. RefSeq lists its product as uncharacterized. The transcript has 4 exons. The coding region runs from base 449 to 2443 and encodes 664 amino acids. Lineage: Eukaryota; Viridiplantae; Streptophyta; Magnoliopsida; Fabales; Fabaceae. Gene Ontology annotation, biological process: regulation of defense response to fungus. The record is from RefSeq and is a predicted model, not a curated record.